Seminavis robusta is the source of this 2685-nucleotide messenger RNA. The record is from the annotation of a GenBank genome assembly. NCBI's taxonomy places the organism in Eukaryota, Bacillariophyta, Bacillariophyceae, Naviculales, Naviculaceae.
AUGGACUCUGCUUGCAAUCUUCGUGAGGGAGACUCUGGCUUGUUGUUAAGCAGCAGAAGAAUUCGCAAGCGACAACGACGCCCCACGAGCCCUGUCCAUCAUCGACGACGACCAGACCAGCCAUGGAUCAUGAGGUUAGUUUGCUAUGCUGCCGUCAUGCAGGCGACGACUACCAUGGUGAUGGUUCACGGUGACAAGACUGGUGGAAGCAGCAGCCCUACUGGUACUGGCACCAACCGCAAUACGAACCAUUUUGUGACCCCACCACCUCCUCCCGUCUUUUGGACAGAAACAUCAUACUACGACAAUACCGGAGACGAUGGCGACGAUGACGAAGAAUCCAGUAGCAGUGAGGAUGAGGAAGAGUUCUACGAAACAUGGAUUCCAUUGGAAUAUGCUUCUACUAGUACUGGUAAAAACAACCACAAAGUGGUAAAGAAAACAAAAAACAAACCGCAAGGAAACAAUAAUCCCGCAGAUCCUCGAACACAUCCUCAUCAUCAAUCUCAGCCGUUGAAAACUCUCGAAAAAUUGCGUCAAAUGUUGGAUGAUACCGAUUACAUGACUUCCAAACCAGACCACUACGGUUUACAUCAUUCUUCCACUACUACUACCAGUACUACUGAUCCACAAUCCACCAACACUGGAGAAUCUCAAUCCACUGCUGCUGAACCACAAUUAUCUGCAACAACAGCCGAACAACAACGUCUAUGGACCAGUGCGGAUCGAUCCAAAUACAAACGGCAACAGCAACGGUUCCGACAGCAGCAGCAUCACUCACCACCAAGCUCGGAUGAUGACGUUUCCGAUAAUGAUGAUGGCCUCGGAUAUACCCUCCCAAAUUUGCCAAUCUAUCUCAGUGAUGGAGAAGCAGAGUCCGAUGCGGAAGAGCAGCAACCCACACCUCUACCACCACCCCCUCAACAACAGCCACAACAACAACAACACAUGGCUUGGCAACAACCACCACAACAACAGCAACAACCACAGUACCAAGAAGCACAGCAGCAGCAGCAAAAACAACAAGAAUCAUAUCCUCCCUCACAGCCUCAGAAUAUGCAACAACAAAGUGACCCUCGACCGCAACAAUAUUAUUCGCAACAGCAACAUUUUGCUGCUUGGGCAGCUGCCAUGGGAUAUGCGCCACCCAUGCCCUAUGGGAUGGCACCACCCAAUUCAUUGGCACGACCACCACCGCCCUCUAUUGCGGGAAAACCAACGACGACCACAACAACGUCAGCGUCUCCAGCAAGGAAUAAUCAUAUGCAGCAAGCACCACCACCAGCCCAGCAGACCAAUCCAGCUACUAGUACCACAGAAACGACACCAAAGCAGACCUCAUCCAUGGCGACACAACCAAAAUCCAACGGGGCUGCACCAAAGCAGAAAACAACAACAACCACGAUGCUACCAUCACCAGCCAUCAUUACACCCUCCACAACCGUCACCAUUUCCGUUCAAACACCACCCGAACAGCAGCAGCAGCAGCAGUCCCAAAUAAUGACAAUGUCACGCAUCAAUUUUGAUUCCAUGCAAAAGCUAGUGCUAAUGGCCGUAGCUGCCACGACGGCUUGCUACGGAGCCGUGUCGCCCAGGACGUUGCCUCCCAUGGAAUACAAUCAGCAGUUCUUUCGCAAUAUGCGAAUUGCUUCCUUGACCUUUAUUGCCCCAGUCAUUUCCUUCUUUUCUGUCUGUGAUGCUACAGAGAAUGACAUCAAUGAGACCAUUCAAUCGCUAUAUGCGUCCUUUUCCAUGGGUUACCUAUGGGUGUUUGGGUUGGAAAUCUUUGUGACCACAUUGGUCCGUCUUGUCGUCUUUUAUAUUUGGGAACAGGAUAUAUUUGCUCUUUUGCCCAAGAUCCCUCUCCUUGUCUUGCCAUGGGCUCUUCGAGAAAACAAGUACCGACCCAAACGAAUCACGCUGUUGGCUGCAGAUUUUCUCACGAGCUGUGUGGCGUGUCCAAUCCUCGAAGAGUACAUCAAACUGAAACUGUUGCAGUGGACGACGCGGUUGCCAAAAAACUAUGCUUGGACCACCAAGAAGACUACUACCACGACAAAGCGCAAAAAGGGACGGAAACGUGAAAAGGUUAUUCCACCGCCCGGAAAGAAAGAGGUGACCAAUGUCAACAAGUACGUGACACAAAUGUUGGCAGUGAGCAUUGGACUCAAGCUAGCAGAUGCUGGACGACGUGUACUCAUGUACACAAAGCCACAACACGCGGACAAGAGCUUUUAUGCGCUCUGUCGAGGAAUCUUUCCCAUCCAAGAGCUUUGCGGGACCAUGACAGCAUUGCGUCUGGCCAAACGGGACGUGUUGGGUGCGGAGACACCCACUUGGUGGAUUCUGGCACCUGCUGUCAUUGUGCACGGUAUGGCCAACUUUCGAGGCAUGAAGCCCAUCUUCAAGUGGAAUUCGGCAACUCCGUGGUCAGAAAUGCAGCUUUCUCCGUUGAGUGCUGCCAUUGAGAAUGCCGCGACACUCCCUCAACUGGCAAGCAAGGCUUUCCCCAAAGUCAUGUGGCUGAUCAUCAUUCUGAGAGUUCUAGGUUACUGCGUGAAGAAUUAUUACUACACCAAUCGACAAGCCGAGAAGCGAACCACAAUCUAUGCUGGGAAUCCUUGUGCAAUUGACGCAGCCCUUGCAUCUUCUGACUACUUGAAGAAGGCACAAGGAAAGAAGUAG